AUGUCCAAAGAGAAGCAAGAAGCAGCAGUUAAUGUCACCCCCGUCCAGGGAGCAGCUCCAUUGGCAGCACCGCCUUCUGCAGUCGCAAGACUGGUCAAUUCAGGUCCUGUUUCCAUUUUGUGCUAUUGUUUAUCUUCCAUCUUGAUGACCACCACCAACAAGUACGUUGUCUCGGGGCGCCACUUCAACUUGAACUUCUUCCUCUUGGCCAUCCAGUCCAUCGUCUGUCUUGCUGUCAUUGCCGUCCUGAAGUUCUUUGGCGUUAUCACUUACAGAAGCUUCAAUACUAAUGAGGCUAAAAAAUGGUCGCCAAUUGCAUUUCUUUUGGUCAUUAUGAUCUACACCUCUUCAAAGGCUUUGAAGUAUUUGGCCAUCCCUGUCUACACCAUCUUCAAGAACUUGACCAUCAUUCUUAUUGCAUACGGUGAGGUUCUAUGGUUUGGUGGUGAAGUCACCUCAAUGGCUUUAGGUUCCUUUGUUUUGAUGGUUCUAUCCUCGGUUAUUGCAACUUAUGGUGAUACUGAUGCUACAACAGGCGCUUCCAAUUUGAACGUCGGUUACCUAUGGAUGGCCUUGAAUUGCUUCUCCUCUGCUUCCUUUGUCUUGUUCAUGAGAAAGAGAAUCAAGUUGACCAACUUUAAAGAUUUUGAUACAAUGUACUACAAUAAUUUGUUGUCAAUUCCAAUCCUAUUAGUGGCUUCCCUGCUAUUAGAAGAUUGGUCUUCUGCUAAUAUCGAAUUGAACUUCCCAUCAAAUGCUAGAGCAGCAGUCUGGACUGCAAUGAUUGUCUCUGGUGCUACAUCCGUUGGUAUCUCCUACUGUUCCGGUUGGUGUAUUAGAGUCACCUCUUCUACUACUUACUCCAUGGUGGGUGCUUUGAAUAAAUUGCCAAUUGCUUUAUCCGGCUUGAUUUUCUUUGACGCUCCAAUCAACUUCUUCUCCAUCUCCUCCAUUUUUGUUGGAUUUGCAGCAGGUUUGGUAUACGUUGUCGCAAAGCAAAAGCAAAAGGAAGAUCAGGCUAGACAAGGUCAACUACCAAAAUAA
Molecule: messenger RNA, 1044 nt
Organism: Pichia kudriavzevii
Lineage: Eukaryota; Fungi; Ascomycota; Pichiomycetes; Pichiales; Pichiaceae
Exons: 1
Coding region: 1-1044 (347 amino acids)
Biological process (GO): transmembrane transport
Cellular component (GO): Golgi apparatus
Molecular function (GO): antiporter activity; GDP-mannose transmembrane transporter activity
Source: RefSeq, a predicted model, not a curated record